Messenger RNA from Drosophila santomea, 1096 nucleotides. It is a transcript of the gene GstZ2, whose product is annotated as probable maleylacetoacetate isomerase 2. Bases 35 to 718 code for a protein of 227 amino acids. Gene Ontology annotation, molecular function: maleylacetoacetate isomerase activity; glutathione transferase activity. Gene Ontology annotation, cellular component: mitochondrion; cytoplasm. NCBI's taxonomy places the organism in Eukaryota, Metazoa, Arthropoda, Insecta, Diptera, Drosophilidae. The record is from RefSeq and is a predicted model, not a curated record. The transcript has 3 exons. Gene Ontology annotation, biological process: glutathione metabolic process; L-phenylalanine catabolic process.
GUCACGCCAUUCGGCGCUGGCCAGUUGUGGUAAAAUGUCUACUAAUCUCUGUCCCAAUGCUUCCUCCACCGACACACAGCCAAUACUCUACUCGUAUUGGCGCAGCUCGUGCUCCUGGCGCGUGCGCAUUGCGAUGAACCUGAAGGAGAUACCCUACGACAUCAAGCCGAUCAGCCUGAUCAAAUCCGGUGGCGAGCAGCACUGCAAUGAGUACCGCGAGGUGAAUCCCAUGGAGCAGGUGCCCGCCCUGCAGAUUGAUGGGCACACCCUCAUCGAAUCGGUGGCCAUCAUGCACUACCUGGAGGAAACCCGUCCGCAGCGACCACUCCUCCCACAGGACGUCCAUAAGCGGGCCAAGGUGCGCGAAAUAGUCGAGAUCAUCUGCUCGGGCAUCCAGCCGCUGCAGAACCUCAUCGUGCUCAUCCACGUGGGCGAGGAAAAGAAGAAGGAGUGGGCCCAGCACUGGAUAACACGUGGCUUCCGGGCGGUGGAGAAGGCGCUGUCCACCUCGGCUGGAAAAUACUGCGUUGGCGACGAGAUCUCCAUGGCGGACUGCUGCCUCGUACCUCAGGUGUUCAAUGCCCGAAGAUUCCACGUGGACUUGCGACCGUAUCCCAUAAUUCUGCGCAUCGAUCGCGAGCUGGAGAGCAAUCCGGCAUUCCGGGCGGCCCAUCCCUCCAAUCAACCGGACUGUCCGCCGGAGCUGCCCAACAAAUAGAAUUUUCCGACGACAACUGCAAAGCGCCGUAAGACGAAAAAGUGAAUUGCAGUUCGUAAACCAGGCACAGGACAAACUAAGAACUUAAAUCUGAUCGGUGGGCGGGGAUUGGAUGGGAUGGCAAAGCUGGCGAGGAUUCCAUUAAGCAAAAAACAGUCGGAUGUGAUUUAAGAAAUUGCUAACAGCAUUUAAAUAUGCAUAAAUGCAUAAAAAUACUAUCGAUAACAUAACGAAAUUCCUCACACGAAAUUCAAAUGCAAAAUUCUCAGAAACGGAACAAAAAACAUAUAUGAAGUAUAAUAAAUUCUUGAAAUUCCCUUAGUUUGUCAUUGUGAACAUGAUCUAAAAGAUGAACUCAUAUAUAUUAAAUGUAACUUA